AUGUCGUCCCGGAUAGCAACACCCUACAGCAAAGUCUUCCCGCUCUUGGCUAGGCGUUCCACUGUCUCACGCUUUCCGAACGAUCGCCGCACAUCCUUCCUCCCACGAUCGCGACCCACGAACACUUGCAAACGGCGAACCUACGCGUCCAACCCAUCCCCGGCCCCGCUCCGGAAAGAAGUCGAAUGGCCGGCGACAUCCCCUUUCAAAUCGAUCGCAGAAGACCUAAUAGACUUCUCAUGGCGCGCCUGGCUCAAACUCUUCAUCGUAGCGAGUUCGGGCAUCACGCUGGGAUCCCUUGCUGCAAUACAUGGUUCUGCGUGGUUAGCGCAACUAGGCAUAUUUGUGUAUGAGCCGGACGAUGACGACGACGACGACGACGCGGACGACAACGGAAAGGAGGAUGGACCGGAGGGGAAGAAAAGCGAAGAGGAAGUGAAGAAGGAACGUCAAGCGCAACAUACGGCGGAGUUGGCAUCUCUAUUUGGUGAUUAUCGGUUGAACGUCGCGUUCAAUUGGACAAAUGCAGAUGUGACGUACAUAACACUGGCCAAAGAGAAGCUAGCCUCGGCAUUAGCGGAACUCGAUCAAGUUAUGGACCAGAAAAAUCUGGACGAUCUGGACAACAGGGAGACGGAACUCGUUCGCAAGUUUUUGAAGGACGCCGUACAGAUAUUGCAGCUGAGGGAGCAAGCAGCCAGAGACAAGCAGGAUGGCGUGGAGCAAGGAGGGCGGCCGAGAAGCCCGUGGUGGAAGAGGAUUGUGGGGCAUUGA
Fimicolochytrium jonesii is the source of this 774-nucleotide messenger RNA. RefSeq lists its product as uncharacterized. The record is from RefSeq and is a predicted model, not a curated record. Lineage: Eukaryota; Fungi; Chytridiomycota; Chytridiomycetes; Spizellomycetales; Powellomycetaceae. The transcript has 3 exons. The coding region runs from base 1 to 774 and encodes 257 amino acids.